Messenger RNA from Maniola jurtina (meadow brown), 1077 nucleotides. Its product is annotated as prostamide/prostaglandin F synthase-like. The record is from RefSeq and is a predicted model, not a curated record. The transcript has 7 exons. Bases 48 to 716 code for a protein of 222 amino acids. Lineage: Eukaryota; Metazoa; Arthropoda; Insecta; Lepidoptera; Nymphalidae.
UUUGAAAAUUCUUGUUUGGCGCGUAGUCGUAUGAAAAUAAAAAUUGAAUGCUAACUUAUUUUAAAAGUUUUCUUCGACGAUCAAAUAACAUAGUGAAAAUGUCGGUUGAUCUAUCUGUGAUCGGUGCACACAAAGUAAAGAGCAUACCGUGCGGAGAGGUAGUGGAGAUGAAGAGUUUCUGGCAAGAUCAGGAUGUGGCGAUCAUCUUCUUCCGUCGCUGGGGAUGCAUAUUCUGCAGACUGUGGGCUAAAGAGCUGGGCGAAAUAGCACCCAUCUUAAAGAAGAACAACAUAAAAUUAGUUGGCAUAGGCCUGGAAACGGCUGGUUCAAAGGAAUUUAUCGAUGGGAAAUUUUUCGAUGGAGAUCUGUACUAUGUGGAAGACCGGUCAACAUACCAGACCUUGGGUUUCAAGCGGUUCAACGUGGUUACCAUCCUCACAUCGCUGUUGUGGAAGCAGUCCAGAGAAGCUAUUGUCAAGGGAAAAAGCUUGGGAUUGGGUGGGGAUUUGAAAGGAGACUGGGUGCAAACUGGAGGGGCGCUGUUAGUCGGACAGGGAGGGGAACUCUUACGACACUUUACACAGGUCGGGCCGAGCGAUCAUUUGCCCAAUAAGGAAAUUUUGCAGUUAUUCGACUUGGAAAGUGAAUACAAAGCGGAAAAAAUGGCGAAUAGGAGACGAGAUGAGAUCGACUGCAAUACAGAGGCGACGCCCUAAGCCGUGGCCGCAGCGCCUGCACCAGUGUACUCUGACCCCUAUCCAUCACAUAUGGGCCGAGAGGCUGUGCAAGCAAACCCGACUCUAGACCAUAGUCUUAUACAGGGAGUAACCAGAAUGCUAGCAAAAACUUAGCGUUAUUAUUAUACUACGUAAACAGAAUCCAAUGCCAUUUUGCCUUAUGUUGAUGAUGCCAUGAUCAUGAUCAACACAUGACCGGCUCAGUACAGAGCACGGGUCACCUCUUAGAAUGAGAAGGGUUUUGGCCAUAGUCUACCACGCUGACCUUUGCAGACUUUACACACUUUGGAGCACAUUAUGGAGAACUCUCGGGCAUGCAGGUUUCCUCACUAUAUUUCCU